GUUUUUUGGCCGCACUCGGCUUGAAAUCGCGCCGAUACUGCGUCUAUAGUCAAGUGCCUAGAGCUGUGUCGCUGUGCACAAGGCCCGUGGCAGCGUGAGACACGUUUGCGCUGUUCAGUUUGCACGUAGAGAGCCUAACUCAGCUCAGUCGCCAGUGCACGCGCUGCAAGAGCGGUUUCCGAAACGCUCCAAGCAACACCAGUGCACGAUGUCGCUCCCAGAAAACCUCGUGACGCCCUGCCAGACGACGUACCGCUCCGUGGGAUUGGGGGUGUACGCCGUCGUCGUCAGGUACUGCACGAUGCCUCUUGAAAAAGUGGCCAUGAUCGCGAACAGCUCAUUGGUAUCGUCUGGCAAGAACCAGCUCGGCCAGGCCUGGAAGAUCGCGACGAAGGAAGGGUUGCUGGCACCGUACCGAACGGUCGGGCCUGCUUCCAUAACGGCGUGGUUUCUCCAGUACUCGGUGAUGGGUUUUGUGUUUCAGACGGUGGAUGCUGCUUUAUCUGCCUCGUUGGGGACGCAGCGCAUGCCGUACGGGGACCAGCUCAUGGAGCCUCCUUCCCAAAAUUCGUCAUUUGGUGUAGCUACAGCGUGCAAAGCUAUCCUGGCGCCGAUCACGGCGGGCACGAUCGAAUCUGUGGUCUCUAAUAGGGCCGAGACGCAGCGCUUCUGGGGCCUGGGGAAGUCAGCCGCGAUAGAACGGCAAUUGGGCUGGAGCGCGCUGGGCCGGGCGUGCGGGCCGGCGUUCGUUGCUAAUAGUGCCAGAAAUGCGGUCAUGUCGACGACGUCCUUCGUCGCGACGCCCCUGUUGUUCCUGCACGCCUUCCCGCAGGAGCACAAGUCGCACUCGUCGCUGUUUUGGUUUGGCCUCUCCGUGAACAUCUUCGCGGGCAACGUCGUGGCCAUCACGCAGCAGUCGCUCUGGGGUAGAGUGUUGAACUACGUCGAGGAGGGCGGCGGGCGGAACGCGAAUUAUAGGGCCAUCGUGGGCGAGGCCUACCGCAGGGAGGGCCUGUCGGCCUUCUUCACGCCGCCGAAGUGGUUCGCGCGCGUGCUCAUGAACGCGCCGAUCCAGGGGACGCUGCCCUGGUUCUACAACGACGUCCUGCCCCUCGGCGAGCCGGCGGCGCUCGAGCUGGCGGGGCGGGCCUAUUCAUCCGUCUCCUCUUAGUAAAUGUGUCUUAUCUA
This is a messenger RNA of Pelagomonas calceolata, 1188 nucleotides long. NCBI's taxonomy places the organism in Eukaryota, Pelagophyceae, Pelagomonadales, Pelagomonadaceae. The record is from the annotation of a GenBank genome assembly.